AUGAGUGACUCCGCCCGCCAGGUCGAUGAGCUUCUCAACUCCAUUGAUCUUACAGAUGUCGGGGGGAUUGGGGAUCAAGAAGCCUGUUCAGUCGUGCCAGAGUCUGACCAGGACAUUCCUGCUGCACCAAGCUUAGAUCAAGAGAUUCCGGACAACCAGCUGUUGUCAUUUCUUGAAGAUGAUGAGGUGUGGGACGGCCGAUCCCCUAGCGCCCCAGACCCUUCUUGUGCUGCUGAGAUUUCUGAAUCGGAGAGGGAGUGGUACUUGAUUGCGGGGUCGUUCGGGGCAGCCGCUGCGGAGUGUGCGCCUAGUGAGCCUUCACCACCGAUCUUGGAGCCAGAGCAAACUCUGGCGGUCCCGGCCCUGGACAGCAUCGCCGAGGACCAGUUGCAGCAGAGUGCCGUGGGGCAUAUCCAUAAGAGGCUCCGCUUGGAAGCCCCACUCCUCCCGUGGGAGACCCAACCGUUUGCUGCAAUCUUCGGGGGCGCAUCUUGGCAUGACACCUUGCAGCGCCGGAUCAAUUUGGAUCUAAUGCCUGGGGUAGGUAGUGCCGACGUCCUUAAGCCUGCCGUGCCUAAGGUUCCUGCCCCUAAGCCCCAGAUCGUAGCAGCGUCACUUGCGAACCGUCUUCACCGCUUCCGGCCGGAGGCUUCCGAUGAGGGUGUUCGCAAUCUUGCCUUGGCCAAGCUCAAGGUAUUGAUUACUAGUGACCCUCUUGCCAGUGAGCUGGGUAAGUCCUUGAUUGAUAAGCUGGGAGGUCUGGUGCAAGAGGCUGUGGUGGCUCAGUCCUUUGCAGAUGCUUUCCGUGCCAAGGCAUCAUCCACGCUCAAUGGGCAUGCCUGUGCGCUCACCCGGUUCAGCGCGUGGUGUGCUCGCCAGGCGGCAGAACCUCUUCGAGUUGAUGAGGAGCAGCUAUAUGCGUACUUGUGUGAAAUGCGGUCCUCCAACCGGGGGGCUACUUCAGGAAACAAGUUUUUGCAGUCGCUGACUUUCUUGGAGUACUCCGUUGGAUUGAUCUUCUUUUCAACUGAUGUGGCGGUAUCUGCGAGGGUUCGGGGCGUAGCUCGUGACAUGGCCCUCACCAAGGCUCCGCUGUCUCAGAGGCCCCCACUCACUGUGGAACAGGUUGCGGCACUUGAGGCCCUACUUGUUAACGACCUGAAUGAUACCGACGCCUGUGUGCUGGGCCAGAUACUCUUUGCUGUCCACUCUGCCGGCAGGUGGAGGGAUAUCCAGGGGUUGCAGUCCGUGGAGGUAUCCGAAGGUUCUGAGACCACCCUGUUGCUUGCAAAUGGCCUGAAGAGCAAGACCCUUGCCGUACGUCGCAAUCUCCACUGGCGACUUCUGUCUCCCUUCGUUCUCCUUGAGGCUGGGGCAGUGGAGCACGGCCCGCAUGGGGAGGGAUCGUUCAAUCCAGAUUUGCCACCGGCCCGCCGGGUGGAGCACCUCGCCGAGGCCAUCAUGGUAGGGAGCUCGCAGGCGUCCAACUUGGGGCAGCACGCCCCAGCCGGGGAGGAUAGUGCCUCCUCCGACGACUCUGACGCGGGGAUCCCAGAAGGUCACGGCGGGCGGCAGGCCGCAGACUUGGUUCGGGGGGCGUUCCCGGAUCAGUUCCUUCAGGACAUCGUGGUGCACAGGUUCUCGGGCAUAUCGCAUGUUGUUAAGGACUCCGGCAUGCUUUGGUGCCAUCGGCCUGUAAGUUCGAACUACACGCCACUGUCCGAAGCCGGCAUUGCUGCUGAGUUCCCUACUGCAUGCCAUCAGUGCUCGAGAGCCCUGGGCCUGGGGGACGACCCAAACGAUGCGCUACCUUUGGAGCCGGGACAGCGAGCGUUGGCAUGUCUCGACUCUUCUGCUUACUUCCUCGAGCGGCUCGCGAAGGUUGGCUUGUCAAAUGAGCUGAGGGACGCGCUGGCCCGAGCCGGGUACACGACCUUUGGGGCUCUUGCCUUUGCGGUCUCCUCGACCCCGGGUGCAGCUAGCGAUGAGGCCGUCUCCCGGUGGGCGCAGCACCUUGCAGAUCCGCUACCGAGUGAGCACCAAAUGUCAGUGUUGCGCCGCUUGCUCUUCGAAGCGCAGUCAAUGUCGAUUGCCGAGAUGCGUGACCGGGUAAAUCAGGCGCCAGGCGAGGCUCCCACUCGCAAGCUGCCAAUGAUAGAGCGGGCUGAAAGGCUCAAAGCCCUGCGUCGAAAGUUGCCUGGACUUAUCUUGACCCCGGACACUCUGCCAGCAAACCGCUUAGUGGAUAACUACGUUGACCAGCUUGAUUCGGGUGUGCUCAGCUACGUGAAGCCAGACGCGUGCAUCAGCCGAGCACAGGAGAUGGACUCCAACAAGAGGGAUCCGACCUUGCAGGUACAGGGAAAUGAGCUGAAGCUUGCCGCCAAGCAAGUGGAGCUGAGGUGCUCCAUCAGCACUGACAUGCAGUUGAGGCAAGCUUGGACUCGGAGGUCCCUGGCGAUGGAGCUUGCGCAGCUUGCCUCUUACACCGUGCUAGAAACCUGGGUUCAAAGCCUGUUCUCGAGGAUGCAGCGGGAGCCUCCUGCGGGGUAUCACUCAGUCUCGCUCUCUCAGGUUAUGGCUGCAGACCGGGAGCUGUUUCAGCUGUUGUCGCACAACCUUAUGGGGCAGAUCCAAGCGUCGGCUGGCGCUGCUCGACCCCUCGAUCUUGAGAUCGAAAGCUUAAGCAAGAGCACUGACGUGCUUGUGCACUUGCUGCCGCUUGUGAAGCCUCCUCCGAUGCCUCACCCGACAAAGCGACCUCACCCCGAUCCUAAGCUCCCGCUUAAGACUCCGAAGGGGAAAGGCAAAGGUAAGGCCACUGAUCAAAACCAGGACGAUGGGAAGGCGCCUAAGUACACAUUGCCCGAUGGAUGUGUUCCCAAGAGCGAGGGGGCCGCGUCUCCCAAUCCAAUUUUGGCUGAGGGCCUCAGUGGCCCCGAACCACAGGAUGCCGAGAGCUUCGCUCUGAACCUCCUGGCGAAGGCCGAGAUCCCUGCAUCUUCUGUGGCUCAAUUGUCAUUCCUUUUGCCAUGCGAUUCCAGUGUUCGGCCGUCAAGCGGCCCCAAUGCCUUCCUUUUCAGCUGUGGUGCUUAUGUCCACGGGGGUGUCACGGGUACUUUUGCUAAUACUCGAACCCUGCCUGCAUGCACCCAGCUCCUUGCGCGUUUUGCAAAGCAGUUCGUCGGGGACUCUUUUCCAUUUACAUCCCUUGUGCUCCUUCGGGACAACCUCACUCACAUGCAUCGUGAUCGUAAUAAUACCGGCCUUAGCGCGUUGAUCCGAUGUUCAGAUUUUGAGGGUGGAGGUCUAUGGGUUGCCGACCCCAAGGGCUCCUCGCCCAUGCAGUUCGAAGGCAAGGUGCAUCAGGGCUCCACUCGGGAGCUUGACCGCUGCCUGUACUUUGAUCCGCGUCUUUUGCAUUGCACCUUACCAUGGUCCGAGGGUCCUCGAAUUGUCCUUGCAGCCUACUCGGUUCGAGAUGCUUGUAAACUCCCACAGGCCGAUGCUGACUUGCUGCUCAAGCUUGGAUUCGUUCGGGGCCCGGGCAAAGUUGAAGUGCCCUCGACUGUGGACUUGCAGCCCAAUACCCAGGUUUCCCCUAGUGGUUUAGGCCCUGCUUGCAGUCUCCCUUUGGGUGUUGGCGAGCCAACUUCACCGAGCCCAGCAAAGCUGGAUCCGCCUGCCAAGCGACCCUUGUUCAUCGAGCUCUUCGCUGGAUCCGCAGGACUGUCUCGGGCCAUGCUCGACUUUGGGUUCGAAGUCGUUACCUUUGAUCAUUACGUCAACCACCCUAAGGCCCCGGUCUGUAAACUGGAUUUGGCCACUGCCUCUGGUCAAUCGGUUGUCUGGGAUCUUCUUCAUGCCCGAGUGCCCUUCGCUGUACAUCUCACGCCUCCGAUUCUUGCUGGCCAUGAGGCCCUUUUGGUGUUCUGUUGUGACAUCGUCGGCUGGUGCACCCAACAUGAUGUCGUCGUGUCCCUUGAACAGCCUGACCGAAGUGAAAGCUGGGCCCUGCUCACGUCGAUGGCCCGAUCGCGUCUCCCCGCCGCGGGCCUGUCCAAAUGGGUCUUAGAGCUCAAGAGGAAAUUGGCGAUUGCUAAGGCUGAAAUUCUUGUCAAGAAGCUUAACUGCUCUGAGAAGGCUAGGCACAAUGCCCUACCGGAUCAUAUGAAGAAGGUGCUUGAAAGCAAGAAUCUUUCUCUCUUCGAGGCGCUCCUCAAGGAACAUGCGUACUGGGACAUGGGGGUAGUCCAGCUCAUGGAACAGGGAGUGGACCUUGUUGGGUUUCAGGACACCCCUUCUUGCUAUCCUCAAAAGAUUGCUCCUGCUACCAUGUCGAGGGACGAGUUCCUUGACUCCGCUGAAUGGAGGCGGCGGGCUCUCACAACGCCCGGCGCCAGGGCUCCGGAUGCAGGGCAGCUCGCCCACCUUGAGCAGACAUGCAAGGAAGAGGUAGACCUUGGGUUCAUGCUGGGACCCUACACGGAGGAUCAAGUGUCCCGGCUGUUCGGCCACACUCGCUGGUCGUGCAUCCGGCGGUUCGUCUUGGAGCAGAAGCCAGGGAAACUUCGGCCCAUUGAUGAUGCAAAGGAAGCGCUCGUGAACAGCGCCAGCACCUCAACGAUGCGACUCGAGCUCGAGGACGCCGACUACCUGUCUGCUAUGGCUCUCGAGGUUGCCCGACGCAUCCUGGCUGACCCUUCCAAACCCGGUGCGGUGCCAUGGGUAGCCAGGUGUCUUGACUUGACUAAAGCCUACAAACAGAUGUGUGUUUCGGAGCGUGACCUGCCGGUCUCGGUGGUCUUCUUUCUUGAUGGACAGGGUAAGCCCAGGUACUACGUGAGCCACUCGCUGUUAUUCGGGUGCACAUCGUCAGUAUUUGCAUUCAACAGGGUGUCCAAAGCAAUCUCCUUCCUGUUGAACCAAAUGUUGCUUGUGCCAAGCUCCGUGUUCUACGACGACUUUCCUCUUCUGUCACCGAACAACACAAGUGACAGCGCAACGUGGGCCACAACCGCACUGCUUGAUCUUCUGGGCUGGGGUCACGCCCGCGUGGGCAAGGACGCUAAAGGCGUUCCAUUUGCGGCAAGCUUCGAGGUCCUUGGGAUGUCGAUGCAACUUGAUGGUGUUCACCGUGGACGCCUGACCCUUCAGAACAAAGCCGGACGUAUCGAGCAGCUCGUGGCCUUGUUUCAGGGAUUUCUUGACAGGGGUGCCAUCACGGUGCACGAGGCACAAGUCGCCCACGGACUCUUGAAUUUCUCUGCAGGCUAUGUGAAUGGUCGGGCCUUACGCUUAACAUGCCAGGAGCUCCUUCGCUUGACAAAGGCUUCGAGCCCCGCCUCUUCGAAGGCGAUCCGCAGCUUCUGCAUCAACAGCAUUGAGGCCCUCCGUGCACUUAGCCCACGCGUGCUCAGUGUGUGGGACAGCCGAGCCCCAAUACACAUCUUCACAGACGGUGCGUGGGAGCGGCGCCGAGCCGGAAUCGGUGCCGUCAUCUUUGACACAGCUUCCGGCAAGUCGUGGACUUAUGAGGGUCUCGUCCCAGAGCCGCUCAUCCUCCGAUGGGAGGCCGAGGUCGGGACUCAGCUCAUUUGCCAGAUCGAGUUGUACGCAGUGGUAUGCCUGAGGUGGGCCCUGGCUUCCACCUUUGACCACAGGCGCUUGAUUUGGUGGAUCGAUAACGAAUCGGCACGCUAUGGUCUGAUCAAAGGCAUUUCGGAUAGUCCUUCGAUGUCAUCCUUGAUUCAGUCUUUUGCGAUUGCAGACUCCAAGGCACCUUCGUACAGUUGGUACGAGAGGGUCCCAUCCUUCUCUAACAUCGCAGAUGGCCCGAGCAGGGGUGAUUCAUCAGAGGCCCUGGCCGUCUGCACCGACAAGGUGGGAAACGACUACCCGCUUGACCAAAGCCUCACCCGGAGGCUCUUGUCAUCUUGA
This is a messenger RNA of Symbiodinium sp. CCMP2592, 5940 nucleotides long. NCBI's taxonomy places the organism in Eukaryota, Dinophyceae, Suessiales, Symbiodiniaceae. The record is from the annotation of a GenBank genome assembly.